Molecule: messenger RNA, 426 nt
Organism: Oppiella nova
Lineage: Eukaryota; Metazoa; Arthropoda; Arachnida; Sarcoptiformes; Oppiidae
Source: the annotation of a GenBank genome assembly
GUAUACCAAACCCCGGGAGGUGUCGGCAGACAUACCCAUCAGCUCUACAAGUCCACUCAUUCUAAGGCAUGGGCGGGAAAGACUGUAUUUGUGUUGAGAGUGUAUUACACGUUGGGACCCAUACAUGAGGAGGAGGUAGGGUUGGCUGACUUUGUGCCACAGUGUCUGGUAGGGGGUGGUAUGUUUAAACGACCGAAGUUUGAGUCCCAAUCCUGUCUAUUACGGAAGGCCUCGAAAUGGUUGUCCGAAAACCCGGAGAUUAACUUUUGUAGUGCGAUGUCAUUGGAUGUGAAACUCAAGUCAAUGGUAUCGAUUGACACGAAACAGAUGUCUGUCACGCGAGAGACCGGAGAUUUCAUACGAAUCCUUCGCAUAGCGUAUACCAAACCCCGGGAGGUGUCGGCAGACAUACCCAUCAGCUCUACA